Gordionus sp. m RMFG-2023 is the source of this 3104-nucleotide messenger RNA. RefSeq lists its product as uncharacterized. The transcript has 14 exons. NCBI's taxonomy places the organism in Eukaryota, Metazoa, Nematomorpha, Gordioida, Chordodea, Parachordodidae. Bases 51 to 2975 code for a protein of 974 amino acids. Gene Ontology annotation, molecular function: RNA binding. The record is from RefSeq and is a predicted model, not a curated record. Gene Ontology annotation, biological process: RNA processing; mRNA 5'-splice site recognition.
UACAUUUUCAUGAUAGAUUUAUAUGAUUAAGUAGAAUAUCGCAUAUAUUUAUGGCAGAAAACGAUGAACCAUUGUUGGUGUUUGGUUAUGCCUCUAAAAUAUAUAGGGACGAUGAAAAAGCAUUAUAUAUUCAUAAAGGACAUCAGCUAAUACCUUGGAUGGGAGAUAAUAAUAUACUUAUUGACAGAUAUGAUUGCAGAGGUUAUCUUCCUGAAAUAAAUGUUUUUAAAAAUGAUUGGCAAUAUAAUGGGGAAGAAGCACACAUUGAAAAACUUUGUGAAGAAGAAAGAUAUUUAGCUCUUUUUAAAAAUAUAUCUCAAGAAGAGGAACAUCACACAGAAGAACUUAAACGAUUGCACCAGGAAAUUGCUUUAGAUGAAUCCAAAUAUAGUCAAAUAAAUUUUAAAUAUGAAGAUGGUAGCAAUAAGGUAGUUUCGAAUAAUAAUGAAGAAGAUGACGAAGAAAAAUAUAUUCCAUCAACAAAUUUACAAAUACCUCAUAAUAUGGAUAUGCCCUCUACAAUAAAAGAAAAUUAUAUAAUUGAAAUGACCGCUAGCUUUGUCAGCAAACAAGGUCCGCAGAUGGAAAUCGUUAUGAAAGCAAAACAAGCUAGAAAUCCUCAAUUUUCGUUCAUGAACUAUGAUCACAAAUUAUUUCCUUAUUAUAAACAUGUCAUUAAAAUGAUCAAGGAUAAUAAAUACACCCCUCAGAAAAUUAUACCACCCCCCAAAAAGGUCCUUCAUCCGAGUAAAAAAGUUGAUACAUCCGAUUCUGACAGCGACUCCGACACGGGAUAUCUUCACCCUAGUUUGUUUAAAUCAAACCUCUCCCAGACAAAUAGUCAAUCCGCUACUUUAACUACUUCUUCCACCAAAAGCGUUAUGCCAUCCCAAAUAGUCUCCGCUAAUGAUCAACUAGAAAUCGAAAAAUUUCAAAAGUCGCUUUUGGAUAAAAUUAUACUCUCGUCUAGAACCGGAGAUGACCCUUACUCUAAACUCGUGUCACAAAUCAAGCAACAAGACCAACUCUUUAAGUCUAAAGACGAAGAGGCUUCGAGAGAAGAGGAAGAUCUGUCAAAUGAUGAAGAUUUCGUAAUAUAUUUGAAUGCUAAAACCGAAACGUCAGAGCCCAAAAAAAAAAUCAAAAAGAAAGAUCGCGAUGCUAUUAGACUGAAUUUUUACGAGGCAUAUUCUCAAUUCCUGGAGAUUAGACCAUGCUUCAUUCAAGUUCACACUAAAAUGGUCAUCAAUAAACUCGUCGAAUACGUCGUGAGAAACGGAGCGGUGUUCGAAAGAGAAAUCGCCUCCAAAACUCAGGAUUUUCGAUUCGCUUUCCUUACUAACCCUUCCCACGUUCAUUUCCCUUAUUACGUUUUUGAGAUAAAGCGUCUCUUUGAAUCCAUUAAAUCCUCGUAUGUUGAACAGAAACAACUGCAAUCACAAUUCCAACCAAUUCCGACUACUGAUACAAUAAUCGAUAAUCCUUCUCAUCCAUCCGAGGGUUAUAAUGCCGACAAUCUUGAAACCACUCAAAUUGCAGAACAAAAUGUGAUUGAUGAAAACCAGGGUCUCCCUCAACCCAAUACUGAAGAUUCCCAUGAUCAUUCAGAAUCUAAGAUCGAUGAUGUUAACAAUAAAGUAAAUUUGGGUGAAAUAGAUGGACAGGAUGUUAAUAGUGAUCUGAAAGAGAUUUCUCACGAUACAGACGUUAACGAUGAUGAGCAAAUGAUUAAGAAUUCAGUCCAAAUCCCAGAAAACCUUAUUGACACUGUUAUUAUUAGUGAGAUAAAAAUCAAUGAUGAGGCCGAAAACCCUAGAGCUGAUGUAGCAGAUAAUAUUACUGAUAUUCCCGGAAUCAAGUUUGAAGAAAGUGACUUGAGGGACAAGGAAAGACUAUGUUGGCAUCUGCAUUUUAAACCAGUUUUAAUAGAAGUUCAAAGAAAAAAAGAAGAGGAAGAAAGGGAAGAAUUGAAAAAGGUUGAUAUUCUCAAUUCGUCAGAUCCUAUAUGCUUUAGUAUUCGAUCCAGAAAAGGCGAACAAUCUCUACCUUUCAAACAGCUGACCAUGCUUUUAUAUGAAUCCCCUUCAUCGGAAGAGGAUGAAUCUACACCAAAAACAGAAGAAAUUAAGGAGGAUGCCCACGAUUUGGAUGGGGAAACGUUGAAAUUAAAUGGAGUACCAACAAUUGAAGACUACAUAGAUAUCAAGGAUAUCAAGAAAUCUAACAAUGCAACCAUUUCUAUUAAAAACCCAGACUCCUCUAUCGACAUCGAGUUGAUAAUCGAAAAUGAUCCAGAACAUAUCCUUAACUCACUAUCCCACUCUCAUUACAAAACCUCUUCCCAACACCAUUCUAGCAAGUCCCGGAGGGCUCCUAUAAUGGCUCGACCCCAUAUAGACAGUUCCAAAAUGCACGCCUCUAUUGACGUAUCUACUAGUGUCAGGGCUGAGCGCAAGAAAAAAGCGGCUCUUUUCGUCAAAAUGCUCAAAAACAAGCAGAUGACCAUCCCCGCCGUUAAGAAACCACCUAACACAGAUGAUAAUUCAAAUAUUUCGCUCGAUCCUCUUAUCAAGGAAACCACGGAAGAAGCGCGAGAUUUGAUUGAAAUCAGAGCCCGACAAUCCAUGGACAUUUUUGAAGAAGUUCGGGAUGAAUCUCCCAAGGCAGAUGAGAGCUCCUCGUCCAAUAUUUAUAAUAAUAAUAGCAAUAGUACUAUAAUGGGUAACUGUGUUAAUUUGGUAUGCGAACAAAUCGAGAUUAAAAAAAUUGAAGAAGGCAUCGUAACACAAAAUUCAUUAAAAAAAAUUGAGAUGGAAGAGGGGGAAAUUAUAGUUUUAAGCGGUGACGAUGAGCCGACGACUGUUAAUCGUAGCAUACAUAAAAGGGUCAAAAAAUCGAAAUCGUCUAGCAAACGUAGGAAAAGAACGAAUGACUCUGGCCACGGUUCAAUUAAGAAAAGGAAGUUAAGGAAAUAAUAAUGUGAUUUAAUUUUAUAAUUGACACUUGAUAAAAAAUGAUAAUUACGAUGCAUAACUAUUUAUUUAAUGUAUUUUGUACUAUAUUUAUUUGUAAAUUAGCUUCUCUGUACAGAUUUAAAUAAUAAU